Molecule: messenger RNA, 3682 nt
Organism: Nyctereutes procyonoides (raccoon dog)
Lineage: Eukaryota; Metazoa; Chordata; Mammalia; Carnivora; Canidae
Gene: MAML3
Product: mastermind like transcriptional coactivator 3
Exons: 5
Coding region: 190-3549 (1119 amino acids)
Biological process (GO): Notch signaling pathway; positive regulation of transcription of Notch receptor target
Cellular component (GO): nucleoplasm; nuclear speck
Molecular function (GO): transcription coactivator activity
Source: RefSeq, a predicted model, not a curated record
UCCCCGCUCUUUUUUUUUUUUUUUUUCCUCCCCGUCGGGAUUGCUGUUUCCAUCCAUGUGCUUGCGUCUCCCCCGCGUUCCACUUAAACUAUUUUAAUUCUUGGACCCAAGGAGGAGGCUGAUAGGGGGGUGGAUUCAAAAAAAAAAAAAAAAAAAAGUUCUUCCAAAAUAGUGUGCCCGGGGAGCAGGAUGGGGGAUUUCGCAGCCCCCGCCGCUGCCGCGAAUGGCAGUAGUAUCUGCAUCAACAGUAGCCUGAGCGGCGGCCUCGGCGGGGCCGGGAUCGCGGUGAACAAUCCUCCCAAUAGUUCUCCCGCCGCUCCGAGCAGCAACCACCCCGCGGCCGGCGGCGGCUCCGGGGGCCCCGGCGGUCCCGGCGGUCCCGGCGGUCCCGGCGGCGGCUCGGCGGCCGUGCCCAAGCACAGCACCGUGGUGGAGCGGCUCCGCCAGCGCAUCGAGGGCUGCCGGCGGCACCACGUCAACUGCGAGAACAGGUACCAGCAGGCUCAGGUGGAGCAGCUGGAGCUGGAGCGCCGGGACACCGUGAGCCUGUACCAGCGGACCCUGGAGCAGAGGGCCAAGAAGUCGGGCGCCGGCGCGGGCAAGCAGCCGCUCCAGAGCAAACCCCAGCAGGAUGCGGAGGCGGCCUCGGCGGAGCAGAGGAACCACACGCUGAUCAUGCUCCAGGAGACUGUGAAAAGGAAGUUGGAAGGAGCCCGAUCACCGCUGAACGGAGACCAGCAGAAUGGUGCUUGCGACGGGAGUUUUUCUCCAACUAGCAAGAGAAUACGCAAGGACAUUCCUACAGGAAUGGAAACCAUCAACAUGCCACUGCCUUCAGCUUCUCCUCUUCACCAACUUGACCUGAAGCCCUCGUUGCCCUUGCAGAAUAGUGGAACUCACACUCCUGGGCUUCUAGAAGAUCUGAGUAAGAAUGGUAGGCUUCCAGAGAUCAAACUCCCUGUCAAUGGUUGCAGUGACCUGGAGGACAGCUUCACCAUCCUGCAGAGCAAGGAGCUCAAACAAGAACCUCUAGACGACCCUACUUGCAUAGACACAUCAGAAACAUCUCUUUCGAAUCAGAACAAGCUGUUCUCGGACAUCAACCUGAACGAUCAGGAGUGGCAAGAAUUAAUAGAUGAGUUGGCCAACACGGUCCCCGAAGAUGACAUACAGGACCUGUUCAACGAAGACUUUGAAGAGAAGAAGGAGCCCGAAUUCUCACAGCCGGCGACGGAGACCCCCCUCUCCCAGGAGAGUGCGAGUGUGAAGAGCGACCCCUCUCACUCUCCUUUUGCACACGUCUCCAUGGGAUCCCCCCAGGCCAGGCCUUCCUCUUCUGGCCCUCCCUUUUCUACCGUCUCCACGGCCACUAGUUUACCUUCGGUUGCCAGCACUCCCGCAGCUCUGAACCCCGCCAGCUCACCAGCAAACUGUGCCGUCCAGUCCCCUCAGACUCCGAACCAAGGCCACACACCAGGCCAGGCUCCACCUCGGCCUGGAAACGGCUAUCUCCUUAAUCCCGCAGCAGUGACCGUGGCCGGUUCCGCGUCGGGCCCGGUGGCAGUGGCCGGCUCCGACAUGUCCCCGGCGGAGCAGCUCAAGCAGAUGGCUGCACAGCAGCAGCAAAGGGCCAAACUCAUGCAACAGAAGCAGCAGCAGCAGCAGCAGCAGCAGCACUCGAACCAGACUUCCAGUUGGUCUCCCUUAGGGCCCCCGUCCAGCCCCUACGGAGCAGCUUUCGCUGCGGAAAAACCAAAUAGCCCAAUGAUGUACCCCCAAGCCUUUAACAACCAAAACCCCAUAGUGCCUCCCAUGGCAAACAACCUGCAGAAGACGACAAUGAAUAACUACCUCCCUCAGAACCACAUGAAUAUGAUCAAUCAGCAGCCAAAUAACUUGGGUACAAACUCCUUGAACAAGCAGCACAAUAUUCUCACUUACGGCAACACUAAGCCUCUGACCCAUUUCAACGCAGACUUGAGUCAGAGGAUGACCCCCCCGAUGGCCAACCCCAACAAGAACCCGUUGAUGCCCUACAUCCAGCCGCCACCGCCGCAGCCACCGCCGCUGCAGGCCCCCAGGGCGCACCUGAGCGAGGAGCAGAAGCGCAUGCUUCUCCUGAAGCAGAAGGCCACGAUGCCCCAGCCCAUGGCCUACGCCGCGCUCCCGUCCCACGGUCAGGAGCAGCACCCAGUUGGACUUCCCCGGACCACAGGCUCCAUGCAGUCCUCGGUGCCCCCGGGCUCGGGCGGCAUGGUCUCCGGAGCCAGUCCUGCGGGUCCUGGCUUCCUCAGCAGCCAGCCCCAGGCUGCCAUCAUGAAGCAGAUGCUCAUUGACCAGCGGGCCCAGUUGAUGGAGCAGCAGAAGCAACAGUUCCUGCGGGAGCAAAGGCAGCAGCAGCAGCAGCAACAGCAGCAGCAGCAGCAGCAACAGCAACAGCAGCAGCAGCAGCAGCAGCAGAUUCUGGCCGAGCAGCAGCUGCAGCAGACACACCUGCCCCGCCAGCACCUCCAGCAGCAGCGGAGCCCGUACCCAGUGCAGCAGGUCAAUCAGUUCCAAGGUUCUCCCCAGGAUAUAGCAGCCGUGAGAAGCCAGGCAGCCCUCCAGAGCAUUCGAACGUCGCGGUUGAUGGCACAGAACGCAGGCAUGAUGGGCAUGGGGCCCUCGCAGAACCCGGGGACCAUGGGCACGGCCCCAGCCCAGUCGGAGAUGGGACUGGCCCCUUACAGCAACCCGCCUACCAGCCAGCCGGGAAUGUACAACAUGAGCACAGGAAUGACCCAAAUGUUGCAGCACCCAAACCAAAGUGGCAUGGGCAUCGCACACAGCCAAGCCCAGGGGACAAGGCCGCCCGCCUCCGGGCCAGGGGUGGGCAUGGUGAGUGGUUUUGGGCAGAGCAUGCUGGUGAACUCGGCCAUCGCCCAGCAGCACCCGCAGAUGAAGGGGCCGGUGAGCCAGGCCCUGCCGAGGCCCCAGGGCCCGCCCCGGCUGCAGGGCAUCCUGGGGACCGUCCAGCAGGGGACGCAGAGCUGGCAGCAGAGGAGCUUGCAGGGGGUGCCCGGGAGGACUAGUGGGGACCUGGGCUCCUUCAACAACGGCGCCGGCUACCCGCUGCAGGCUGGCCAGCCGCGGCUGAGCAAGCAGCACUUCCCGCAGGCGCUGGGCCCUGUGGUGGACGCGGCCGCGGGUGCCCCCAGGCCCCUCGCCCCGGCGGCCGCGGGUCGGCAGGUGAUGCCCGCGCUCCCGGGGCAGCAGGGCGGCGGCCAGGCCAGGCCGAUGCUCCUGUCUGGCCUGGGCCAGGGGGUGCCCGGGCUGCCGCCAUUCGGCCCGCCCCCGGCGCCGCAGCAGGUGCCCAGCGGCGGCUUCGGCCCGGGCCAGGCCUACGAGCGGAACCCCCCGCAGGACGGGCCCUACGGCUUCGGCGGCGACGCGGCCACCGCUCCGUUCCCCGGGCUCCCCGACGGCGCGGACCUCGUGGACUCCAUCAUCAAAGCGGGGCCGGGGGAUGAGUGGAUGCAGGAGCUCGACGAGCUGUUCGGGAACCCCUAGCCGGGGAGCCCCAGGAGCCCGCGCGUGACAGGGAAACAGGCUGUCGAGCCGGCCCCGGUUUUGUUUCGUCGACCCCGUAAACUGAGCAGAACUGCAGCCGGCCGACCCGGAGAGCGCCGGGUGCCGCGCUGGG